AGAAAGAAAAAACUAAACGAGAGCCAAAGAGAAAAGGGAAAGUUGGUUGAGCGACGACGUUAUAAGAUAUACUUCGCGAUCAUUGUGUAACCUCGUCCCCAAGGUUCCAGAGAAACCCUCUAUAUUAUUUCUGUAAAUCAAAGGAACCGAACCAAUCCAUUUGUCUCUUUUUUUAUCCCUCAUCUUCUCUAACUUUCGGUAGAGGUAGAUAGCUAGAGAUUGUGUUGAGUCGUAAAGGGUGGAGAAGGAAAACGAGAGAGAAAGAGAAUCAGGAAAUGAUGUCAACAACGUCCCAAACUAUUGUUAACCAUAGUUUGUUCGAAGAGCAAGAUCCGAAUCCUACGCAGAUGGGGUUCAUUCCUUUCCCACCAAACCUAACCUUUCCUCUUUUGGGUUGCCAUCAAUCUUUGAAAACCAUCAGUGCAAUAGCUCCUUCACUUUCAUCUGAAGCUGCUGCUUCUACUGCAAAUUUUGCGGAAACCCUAUUCUCAACCGCUGUUCAAAGACCACGAGAAGAUCUCACUUCAAGUUUGGGAGGAGGAGGAGGAGGAGUAGGAGGAGGUCAACUCUUUUCCAUGAACAGAUCGAGAGUGAAUUCAUGGGCAUGGGGAGAAGUAACGGAUUGCUUGAUGGGUAAAAGAAUUGGAGGAGAUGAUAAUCAUCUAGGGGUUUCUGCCAUGAAGAUGAAGAAAAUCAAGGCAAGAAGGAAGGUUAGGGAGCCUAGGUUUUGCUUCAAGACUAUGAGCGAUGUGGAUGUGUUGGAUGAUGGCUACAAGUGGAGAAAGUACGGGCAGAAAGUGGUAAAGAACACGCAGCACCCGAGAAGCUAUUACCGUUGCACCCAAGAUAACUGUCGAGUAAAGAAGCGCGUGGAGCGCUUGGCUGAGGAUCCAAGGAUGGUGAUAACCACAUAUGAAGGGAGACAUGUCCACUCUCCAUCAACUGAUCUUGAUGACUCACAAACUCCGUCUGAACUUGGCAACUUCUUGUGGUAGUAUAUGCACCAACUUAACAUUUACAUAUGUAUAUUUUCAUCGUAGAGGUGUGUUUAAUUUGUAGAGAUGAAGACAGAAUAAGUAGAGAGGAAUGAGUCAAAAUUGACAGUGUAUCUAGGAAAUUAUGCACGCAUGCUUUGAUUCAUUGUCAAUUUUCACUCGUUUCCAUCCACUCCUCACAUUUUCACCCUUUCCAAAAGCCCAACAUAAGAUUGUGGCUGACUUUUAGU
Messenger RNA from Abrus precatorius (Indian licorice), 1225 nucleotides. RefSeq names its product probable WRKY transcription factor 13. Gene Ontology annotation, molecular function: DNA-binding transcription factor activity; sequence-specific DNA binding. Lineage: Eukaryota; Viridiplantae; Streptophyta; Magnoliopsida; Fabales; Fabaceae. The coding region runs from base 276 to 995 and encodes 239 amino acids. Gene Ontology annotation, biological process: regulation of DNA-templated transcription. The transcript is spliced from 3 exons. The record is from RefSeq and is a predicted model, not a curated record.